Messenger RNA from Saprolegnia parasitica CBS 223.65, 930 nucleotides. RefSeq lists its product as hypothetical. The transcript has 3 exons. Lineage: Eukaryota; Oomycota; Saprolegniomycetes; Saprolegniales; Saprolegniaceae. The record is from RefSeq and is a predicted model, not a curated record. Bases 178 to 825 code for a protein of 215 amino acids.
AGACACUACGCGGCUGCAUUGAGCCCGCGGCGUCCAAUUACAUGGCACCAUUCUAGAUAUUUCGAUACUAAGCCCAAGCAGCGAUACUAAGAGUACUGUGGUCAGGCGGGCCGACGUGUGAUUGAUUGAUAGAGAACAAGGUAUCUUGAACCUGUAUCAAAUGAUAUACCUGCAAGAAUGUAUCAAGAGAUCCCAACAACAAUCUUCCAGCAGGAAGCAAGCAUGGACACACUCGUCCUCGCGAAGGAAGCCGCCCUGGGCAAGAUGCAAGCUACCCUCGGCAAGAUGCAAACGCCGGAUGAAGAGAUGUCGGCGAAGAUGCCCGCGAAGCAGGCCCUUCAUAUGACCGGCUGCAACAUGGACCUCGUCGACGAGGCCCUUCCGGAGGUGGAACAAGACUCGGAGGACAACGAGCCUGGCCUCGCCCUUCUGUUCAAGUGGAACGAUAUCGACAUGCCAGUGUUCCUCGACGCUGUCAACGCUCCAGCGAGCGGUGGCAACCUUGUCCCCCCGUUCUGGAUGAAGACGCUGCCUCCGAACGUCUCGUUCACUUCGUUGACAAACGAUCUCUUCGAACAGCUCAAGCCCAACGCCGCCGACGACCGCGUGGCGCCGGGGUGGAUUGCACCCAACACCAUUGAAGAAUACGGGGCCAUUUUGGCAGCGCUGCGCGAAGUCGAAGCCGAUCCGUUUAUCCAGGCGGCCAUGGCGGCCAUGCCAUUGGACAAUUGCUUGGCCGAGACGUACCACGUGACCUUGAGUCACCACAUCCACCCGAAUGACCGCCACGCCCCACCGCCGCCGUUGCGCCGCGUGUUCCUUUAAUCGCGUCGACCAACAUGACGAUUGAUUUUUUCGCAAAAGACGCAGCUACAACCGUCAUGUGUGUGCAUCGAUGCUCCCAUUGCAUUCAUAAAACCGCUACUAAAC